UGCGCCGCGGGCCACCUCCCGGCAGCGGCAGCACCGGCACCGCGGGGAAGCCGCUCGGAUUCCGCGCUGUGGGACGAGUUCCUAAUUUCGUUUCGUGGCAGUUGUUCUCCUGCCUCUGUCCCGCGCCCUUUCUGCCGACUCAGUCAGUGCCGCCUGAGGAGCUCAGCUCACCGACUCGAUGUGAAAGCAAGACAAACCAAGGUGCAGCAGAUGAAGGAGACGCAGUGAGGUCAGCUGGUGGGGACAGCAGUGUCUCUCUGAGCUACCCCAGCCUGCACCUCCAUGCCUACAGCAUCGAGAGCAUGACAACGUUUCCAAAUGGCUGUGGAAAUGGCACCACUGUUACUUGUAUAGUUAUGGAUAAUAAAGAGCCCUCAAACCAAACCACCUGUGUCAGUCAUAAUGGGGGAUACAGCACCAGCAACAGCCAUGAGGAGGAAAUUCAAGAGGAUAAAGUCAGCCCUUCCAAAAUCAUGCGCUUUUUCACCACCCCUCGGAAACGAGCUAAUUCUGGCUCUGACAGGCCUCGUUCUCUGGUUUUGAUGGGCAACUCGUCCACAUGGAAUGCUUUGUCUUCCAUCAGAAAAAUGGGGUCUUUCAAGAAGUUGAAAUCUUCAGUUCUCCAAGGAAUUCAAACAAGGGAAUGUUCAGACAUCUUAAAUGAGAAUGGUGUAGACAAACAGAACAGUGCAAUGGUGCGAGUUCAGACUAACAGGUAUUCCUAUUCAGGGCCUCUACAUGAUUUCCAGAAUGCAGUGGAUGGUCUGGCUUCUGACUGCUCUGAUGUGGAGGAGAGUGAUGAGUCUUUCCUGAGGAAUACUCAUCGCUCACGCAGCAUCAGGAGGGCAUACGGUGCUGGUCGCAUAAACUUGCUAGACACAGACAAAGCUCAGAGUCAUCAGAACCAUAUUAGGCCAACAUCACCAGUCAUCACAGAGCCAAACAUCUGUGAAAUUUUGGUGAAAGACUCUGAAAACAACAGGAUCAUUUAUCGGAGAAGCAAAAGUUCAGACAAUUUGAACUUUCUGAAAAAAAGCUCGUUCAAACGGAAGUCCACCUCAAACCUCACCGACCUCAAGGUCACAAAUGAAAAACAGGUGCCAACGAGGACUGUGAGUGUUACUUCUGCUGACUCGGACAAAAUCAGUGUGAACCCUGAGAGGAGAUCCAAGCGAUGGAAGAGCCCUAUCAGGGCAAAGGAUUUUGACCGAGUUUUGAGACUUGUCAGUAAUGUUACAGACGUUGCAUGGAAGAAGGAUGGCCCUAAGAGCAUGGCUCCUUCUCCCAGUGAGCAGUCCCAGAGAACAAGGUCAAACAGCAGACUGCAUGAUGACUACUCCCGCAGGGUUUCCAGCAGCACGGAUCAUGACAGAAAGAGAUGCACCUCCCCAGUGUCUAGUCCAGACUCUUCCUUGCCGGGAACACCUUGUCCUCAAAGCCCUGCAGUUGCUCAGGAUAAAGAGGCUGAAAUGGAUGUAGCUGUUGCUGAAGACAAAAGCCUCAGAACGUCAUCAGGUAUCCCAGACUCUGACAGCUUAUCACCCACGCUGAAUGACCUUAGUCCAUUUCCCAAUGAAGUGUUUUAUUCGGACUAUGAUGAACCAAAAGCGACCCAGCAGUUUACACAUGAAGCUGAAAACCCUUAUGUUCCGGUCAGACCGACAACUCCAAAGCCUCAAAGUCCCACUGCAGAGAAGGUCAAGUGCAAUAUGAAUUCACAGUGCCCAAACCAUCACAGCACAUUGUCGCUGAGCUCAUCGGAGAGCGAGGAGAGGGUUGAGGUACAAGGGCUGAAGCUGGGAAGGAAUCCUGUUUGUUUCCAGGACUCUGUGCAAACUGUGUACUAUGACGAUGGAAAUGAAGACAGUGGCAUAAGCAGCCACUCUCAGCUGAGCCUCAAUUUAGCCUCUGGUCCUGAAGAGAAAAAGGAAGAGGUUGUUUCUGAUGACCACUGGAAGAAGUCCUCAUCCCAGGAUGAAGAAAAGGCAGACACACAAAAGGUCACACACAGGAGAUGGGGCUCUGGAAAAAGAUCUCGGCCCAGACCUCUCUCAGACUAUGGCCAAAUGUCGAUUAGAAGUUUCUCUAUACCAGAGGAUGCAGUUGCUGUGGCAUCCCAGAAGACAGACUGCGUGGAUGGAGGAAACCAUCCAGGAGAGGCCUCCAUCGGGUCGGUGAUCCAAAGCAAUACAGUAGGCUACCACAGAGGGCGAAAAAGAAGACCCAUCUCCGUCAUAGGUGGGGUCAAUUUCUAUGGAAGCGGUCCGGCGGAAGAGAUAGAAGGUCUGCUGACACAACCUGUACCACGGCCCCCAGUUCCAGCACACCAGGUGCCCCCUUACAAAGCUGUGUCCGCCAGGUUCCGGCCACUCACCUUCUCACAGAGUACCCCCAUCGGCCUGGACCGGGUUGGACGGAGGCGUCAGAUGAGAACAUCUACUGUUGCUGCAGAUGGUGGGACUGAAUCUUCAGCCUUAGUGGACGACAAUGGUAGUGAGGAAGAUUACAGUUAUGAGGAGCUCUGCCAAGCCACUCCAAGGUACCUGCAGCCUGGAGGGGAACAGCUAGCAAUUAAUGAGCUGAUAAGCGAUGGCAGCAUUGUCUAUGCAGAAGCUCUCUGGGACCAUGUGACUAUGGAUGAUCAAGAGUUGGGCUUCAAAGCUGGAGAUGUCAUUAGAGUUCUAGAAGCUUCCAACAAAGACUGGUGGUGGGGAAGAAAUGAGGACAAGGAAGCCUGGUUUCCAGCUAGCUUUGUCAGGCUGCGAGUUAAUCAAGAGGAAGUGCCAGAAAAUUGUAAUAGUGUCCAGGAUGAAGAACAAGAUGCAGAUAUUAGCAAGCAUCGUCAGAAAAUAGCUGAAAACAAGGAUCAGAUGAGAACCAACGUUAUACAGGAAAUUAUGAACACAGAACGAGUCUAUAUCAAGCAUCUCAAGGACAUCUGUGAGGGUUACAUUCGGCAGUGCCGCAAGCACACGGGGAUGUUCACGGCUGCGCAGUUGGGAACCAUCUUUGGGAACAUUGAAGAUAUUUACAAGUUCCAAAGGAAGUUUCUGAAGGAUCUUGAGAAACAGUACAACAAAGAGGAACCUCAUCUAAGUGAAAUAGGGUCAUGUUUUCUUCAACAUCAAGAAGGCUUUGCUAUUUAUUCAGAGUAUUGCAACAAUCAUCCCAGUGCCUGCAUUGAACUUUCCAAACUAAUGAAACAGGGCAAAUACCGUCAUUUCUUUGAGGCCUGUCGCUUGCUUCAGCAGAUGAUUGACAUUGCCAUUGACGGUUUUCUUCUCACACCCGUUCAGAAAAUCUGCAAAUACCCUCUGCAGCUUGCAGAAUUGCUCAAGUACACCACUCAGGAGCACAGUGAUUAUAACAACAUCAAAGCUGCAUAUGAGGCCAUGAAGAACGUUGCGUGCCUGAUCAAUGAGCGAAAACGAAGACUAGAAAGUAUAGACAAGAUUGCACGUUGGCAAGUGUCUAUUGUAGACUGGGAGGGACCAGAUGUGUUAGCCAGGAGCUCAGAACUGAUCCACUCGGGAGAACUGACCAAAAUAUCAAAGCAAGGCAAAAGCCAGCAGAGGACUUUCUUCCUUUUUGACCAUCAGCUUGUGUUCUGUAAGAAGGACCUACUAAGAAGGGACAUCUUGUAUUAUAAGGAUCGUAUUGACAUGGAUGAGAUGGAAAUUGUGGACACUGAAGAUGGCAAAGACAAAGACUUUAACAUUACUGUCAAGAAUGCUUUUAAGGUAAUAAACAGAGCAACAGAAGAGAUUCAUUUGUUCUGUGCAAAAAAACAGGAGGAUAAAAAGAGAUGGAUGGAAGCAUGCGAAAGUGAAAGGAGAAGAGUUCAGGAGGACAAGGAAAUGGGAAUGGAAAUCUCUGAAAACCAGAAGAAACAAGCCAUGCAGAAUGCCCGUAAGUCAAGACAUGGAAAAAUUAAAGGUGUGAGUUAUAACGGGUGCUCUGUGCCUCCUCCACACCAAAGCUUGCAUCCCAUUCACCAGCGCCACAUCACCGUGCCCACCAGCAUCCCCCAGCAGCAGGUUUUCGCCCUGGCAGAACCCAAGCGGAAGCCAUCCCUCUUCUGGCACACCUUCAACAAACUCACUCCCUUUAAAAAGUGAGAGUGAGAUAGGCCAAGGACCUGGGAAAGAAUUGAUCCAGAGAGGACCCUGGACACACAGUGAAGCUUGUUUGAGCUCUAUGAAUCUCCCUGGAGAUUUUGGAGGGAAAACCUUGAUUUCCCUUGAGCCAGAAAUACAACCUUCGUCUAAGUGAAGAAUGAAGUUCCUCAAGGCUGCUCUGAAGUCAAUGUUGCCAAGUGUUAGCAUUGCUGAUGAAGAGCAGUCUCCCUUCUGUCAAAGACAGCUUGCUGUUAUUCUGAAGCAGCAGUAUUUGAUCUCAGUUAUGUUGUAGCAAUGAUGGAAUCAUGCAGGUCAUUGUAACAUUUCAUUUUUCUUAACCUUAUAUUGAUGGCCAAAUUUAGGACAGGGAGGAAUUUCUCCUUUGGGGUAUAUCAGCAAGGAAUCUUAGAAGAGUUUUCUCCUUCCACUUGGAGCAGUGGGCAGAGGCCAUUAAAAUCCAGUGGAGACAUCCCUUGUGCUUAACCAGCUGUUGCAGGAUUCAGUAGCCCCCAGUCCUUCCUGUCUUUCCCUAUUCAGUUGCCAAAUGGCAGAACAUCCCGCAAGGCCUUAUUGUAUUCCAGAUUGGAACAAGGAAAUUUCAUUCUGUCAUGUAGAAACAUGGACAGAGUGUGAGACAGACUAUAAAGGUACAUGCAUGUAUUGCACACUAGUGGGAACAAGAGGAGCCCAGGGCAUCUCUGAUUACUUUCAGUCACAGCAAUAUUCUGCACUCAUGUAAGCUCUUCAGUAUAAAGCUUUUAUAUCGCUUGUUGCGCACUUCUUCACCUGGGAGACGCUUCUUUAUAUUUCCAAUAUUCUUAUUUCUCUGUGUAAAAAGGACUUUUUUAUUUUCUAAUGGAGAUAAUGUGAAUGUACAAAGUCAGAGUUGAGACAGUACAUGCUGACUGGUGACUGCUGGCCGUGCUAUGUAGUUCUCAGACUUUGUAUAGCUUGACUUAGGGAGCAGAUGAAUGAUAAUGUAAAUAUAUUGAAGUGGUCUGGAUCCGUGAUUCUUAGACACAGUCAACUGACAAUGGGUUUUGACCAAUUAUUUCUUCAGAAAGAGUGAAAUCCGUACUGGAAGAGACAGAGAAAUUGUGUGGACUGGAGAUGGAUUCUUAUCUUGGAAUUGUCAGUCUAUAUCAGAAGGGGAAGAACCUGACUCAAUGAAGGCCAGCUUUGGCCAGCAUAUGCAAUACUUGAUUUGCAUUGCCACAGUUUGCCUAUGACAUGAAGUUGAUUUUGGAGAAUAACUUUUUAAAAGUCACCAGGAAGAAACAGGAUCUUGAUAUUUGCAGUACUGAUGAUUUCUACAUGAUAGCUCCUGGUAAGGAUGUCAAGACUGCUUAUAAUAUGGAAGGAAAGAAAGACUCUGUAUGUUUCAGAACUGAUUUGCAAUGAAUGUCUUUACAAUACAUUACUCUAUGCUGCUGAUUAGGGGCAUUAUCUGAUAAUAAGGGUAGAUCCAAGAAUGUUCUUUGACAAUAGACACAAUCAUCUUUGUCAUGAUUCUGUAAUGUAUGAAGAACAAACAAGGCGCUAGAGGCCAGGCAUCUUAACAACAACGUAAAAAAGCCUUAUUUUAAACAUAUAUUUGUUUCUGCUACUCGUUACCUCUAUAUUUUUUUUUUACAUCAGUGUUGUGAAGCCCACUAAUACUACAUUUUGUGAUUUGAUAACUUUGUGACAACUUCUGCAAAGCCCAGACCUGUGGGUUUGAUUUUAAAUGGCAUCUUUUGACAACUGUACAUUUCAAAUGCCUUGUGUACAUAGCUCAGCAAUAAUGCAAAGUCUGGUGAUGCUCAGCCAAAUGUUCAUUACACAGUGAACUUCAUUGCUUGUCCUUUCCAAUGGCGAUGGAAGAUGACCCAGAACAGUUGAGAACUGGAAAUAUGCACCGACAUGUUCAAUAGUCCAGCUUAAACAAAAUGCAUGGGAAAGUCAGUGGAAAAAAACUAAACCAAACCAAAACUAGUUGGGUUGUAUUUUGCUUUUAAUGUUUGAAACAAGCCAUUUCUGUUCAGAUUUUUUUAGAAGAUAAUUCUAAAUGUUCAACUGAAACACGAGGGGCAGAGUUCCAAACGCAGGCAUGGAUGCGUGCCCUUCCUCUCCAAUGAGUAACCCCUUUGUGUUUUCUUACAUACCCAUUUUUUUGGGUACUCGCCAUGCUCAUGCCUGCAAACCAAAGUGAUACAUGUACUGUGGAAGUGGACAUGAUGUUUUUCAUAAUCACAUUUUGAAAGACUUGUUCUAGAUGCAAAAAAAGUUGGACUGCAAGUGGUCACCCAGAAAUUUUCCCAGCUGGACCUGAAGACGUUUUUAGAUCCACAUGUACUUACAUAUGUGUCUUUGAUAAACUCUGCUUCCUUCCACACCUCGGUUCUGUGAAGUGCUGGAGGUUUUGGUAUGUAUAUGCUGACAUGUCAGCACCCAUGAAGGCUCUUCCCAUGUAGUAGUGCUGGUGCCUUAGCCCUAAAAAUGAACAGAAAUAUUUGCAUAUGGGUUUGGAUGCAGCAGUUUGGGUUUGUUGUUUGUUUGUUUUUUCUCAAGCAGUGAAUUUCUGAGAGAUUAAAAAGAAGAUGUUUUAUGAUGCAAAUAACUCAGGACAGUUUUACAAAUCGUAGUCUACCUGUAGACAUGGUUGUUUUGUAAUAUUCUGUGUCUUUCUUUGCAAUCUGACCUUGCAACAGAUUAAGAUAAAACAUAACAAGAAGACAGGCCAAAUUGAGACUACACCUUAAUCUUUUCAACAAAUAACAUUUAAAUGAAACCACACAGUUACAUUAUCCAACAAUUAUGACAAAUAUUUACUCGGAGUUCAGCCUGGGUUUAGAGUCUGUGGGAAAAGGAGUUACAAGUGAAAUGUAAAAAUUUGUAUUCUAUCAGCUCUUCCCCUGAUCCUCCUUCUGAUGACAAAACGUGUAUAUGAUCAGUAAGGUAUGACGGCAACAUCUGUGCUUUUCCUCUCUUUUGCAUGCUUGAAGUAACUAUAAAAAGUUCUAGGGCAACGACUAAGCACAUUUGUGCCUAAAGCACAGCCAGAGCCUUCCCGAUGGCCUGCUGAGCAUAUAACCUCAGAUGAUGCAUGAGAUGCAGUAAAAUAGAAUUGUCCUCAGAUGUGUUCCCACUGAGUUAGGAAAAUGCUAAACCAUAAUUGCAUCUAACUCAGAGCAUUUGAUGUAUAAAAUAAUAAGAUUGUUUUACAAGUGGCUCUUGCCAUGCUAAAUUUCACAUGGAGUUUUAGUGGUCAGUGUAAUAACGGAGUUCAAAGACAGACUACUCAAAUGUUCCGCGUUUUAGUUGUCUUUUGAAAAUAAGAGAGUUUUGGAGCCAAAGGUCUUUAGCCAUAACUAACACCGUACCUUUCUUUGACUGCCUUUCUGCUUUUUUUCUAUACGUAUGGCAUUUGUAUGUAGGAGAUGCCUUCUGAUCGAUCUCUAAUUUAAAACUACUUGUUGUAAAUACUAGGGAUGACUUGCAUAUAUGUUUUAUUUUGACAAGUGUUUUGUAACAUUUUAUCUUGCAUACAUUGCUUUGUGCAUCUGUGUGCUGUUACACAUAUUGUAAAUGAAGUGUCCUGGCUACAGUGCAGAUGAAUUGGCUGUUGACAGCUGAAGUACAAUGUAUAGGACUGCAGUAGCUUGAAAUGCAUUUGUUCUGAAGUAACUGCAUUACGAGGUUUAUUUACUUUUGGAACAUUGUUUGUCAAUUGAAUCUAUUUUCUGGAAAUAAGUACAAACUUACAUUCCCAUUAUUCUUUUUCUCUUAUUGUACAUGUUUGAAUUAAAUAAUGUACAAAGCUGAAGUUCCUCAGCUGUGUCUUAUAAAACUUU
Messenger RNA from Colius striatus (speckled mousebird), 7951 nucleotides. RefSeq names its product spermatogenesis associated 13 (gene SPATA13). The transcript is spliced from 13 exons. NCBI's taxonomy places the organism in Eukaryota, Metazoa, Chordata, Aves, Coliiformes, Coliidae. The record is from RefSeq and is a predicted model, not a curated record. Gene Ontology annotation, molecular function: protein binding; guanyl-nucleotide exchange factor activity. The coding region runs from base 303 to 4118 and encodes 1271 amino acids.